CGAGGCGGCGGGCGACCCGGAGGCUCCCUGCGCGGUGGACGGCGGGCGCGGAGCGGGCGGUGGUGACAGGCGGCUUGAGCUGCAGCCCUCCCCGCGCGGCGCGCCGCUGCCACCAUGGAGCCCGCCGUGUCUCUGGCCGUGUGCGCGCUGCUCUUCCUGCUCUGGGUGCGCGUGAAGGGGCUGGAGUUCGUGCUCAUCCACCAGCGCUGGGUGUUCGUGUGCCUCUUCCUGCUGCCGCUCUCCCUCAUCUUCGACAUCUACUACUACGUGCGCGCCUGGGUGGUGUUCAAGCUCAGCAGCGCGCCGCGCCUGCACGAGCAGCGCGUGCAGGACAUCCAGAAGCAGGUACGGGAAUGGAAGGAGCAGGGCAGCAAGACCUUCAUGUGCACGGGCCGCCCCGGCUGGCUAACCGUCUCGCUGCGUGUGGGGAAGUACAAGAAGACACACAAAAAUAUCAUGAUCAACCUGAUGGACAUCCUGGAGGUGGACACCAAGAAACAGAUUGUCCGUGUGGAGCCCUUGGUGACCAUGGGUCAGGUGACUGCGCUGCUGAACUCCAUUGGCUGGACUCUGCCUGUGCUGCCUGAGCUCGACGACCUCACAGUGGGGGGCUUGAUCAUGGGCACGGGCAUCGAGUCGUCAUCCCACAAGUACGGCCUGUUCCAGCACAUUUGUACUGCCUACGAGUUGGUCCUGGCUGACGGCAGCUUCGUGCGGUGCACACCGUCCGAAAACUCAGACCUGUUCUAUGCCGUGCCGUGGUCCUGUGGGACCCUGGGCUUCCUGGUGGCCGCCGAGAUCCGCAUCAUCCCCGCCAAGAAGUAUGUCAAGCUGCGGUUUGAGCCAGUGCGAGGCAUGGAAGCCAUCUGUGAGAAAUUUACCCGCGAGUCCCAGCGGCCAGAGAACCACUUCGUGGAGGGCCUGCUCUACUCCCUGGAGGAGGCUGUCAUCAUGACAGGGGUCAUGACUGAUGAAGUAGAUCCCAGCAAGCUGAAUAGCAUUGGCAAUUACUACAAGCCAUGGUUCUUCAAGCAUGUGGAAAACUACCUGAAGACAAACCGAGAGGGCCUGGAGUACAUCCCCUUGAGGCACUACUACCACCGCCACACACGCAGCAUCUUCUGGGAGCUACAGGACAUCAUCCCCUUCGGCAACAACCCCGUCUUCCGCUACCUCUUCGGCUGGAUGGUGCCACCCAAGAUCUCCCUACUGAAGCUGACUCAGGGCGAGACCCUGCGCAAGCUCUACGAGCAGCACCAUGUGGUGCAAGACAUGCUGGUGCCCAUGAAGUGCCUGCCACAGGCACUGCAUACCUUCCACAAUGAUAUCCACGUCUAUCCCAUCUGGCUGUGCCCAUUCAUCCUGCCCAGCCAGCCAGGCAUGGUACACCCCAAGGGAGAUGAGGCCGAGCUCUACGUCGACAUCGGGGCAUAUGGGGAGCCACGUGUAAAACACUUCGAAGCCAGAUCCUGCAUGAGGCAGCUGGAGAAGUUUGUCCGGAGUGUGCAUGGGUUCCAGAUGCUCUACGCCGACUGCUACAUGAACCGGGAAGAAUUCUGGGAAAUGUUUGAUGGCUCCCUGUACCACAAGCUGCGGAAGCAGCUUGACUGCCAGGGCGCCUUCCCCGAGGUCUACGACAAGAUCUGCAAGGCCGCUAGGCACUGAGCCGUGGCCGCUGGCAUGGACAGACACAGAGACACGUGUGGGGGGCCACCGGCGUCAUCCCACAGCUCUGCCUUGGCUGCUUUCCCAGAUCCAUGUUCUCAGAAAGAAACCCCUCCAGAAGUCCCACCCAAACAAGGCCCCGAUGGCUUCCACCUGGCCUCCAGCCCAGGGCAGCCCGGGCAGGCAGAAAGAACUUGGGACUUGGCAAGUCCUGCAGACCCGAGUCUGGUUCCUAGUGUGUCUGCUCACUAGCUGUGUGACUCGGGUAGUGUGUCACUUGCCCCAUCUGAGCCCAGUCUCCAUUCGUGGAAAGGUAAUAAUACCUCCUUGCAGGCCAGCUCACUGGAGCACACACCUGCUGUGCUCAGUGCUGCCCCUGUAGGGUAGCUGUUAAUACUGCUUCCCUCUUGAAUACAGCAUUGCCUCUUGACACAGAUGCUGUGGCUUGAGCCCUUGAGAAAAGCUAGGCUCCCCCACUGCCAUGAGGCCACCUGCGCCCGAGUUGGGCUGGAAUAAUGAAGGCAGUGUCCUAAUGCUGCAGGGCCCUUGCCUGAGUCAGCCUCUGGGGAGCAGGAGGGCACCACGCGGGGUGGGCAGGCCCAACAUGUGCCGUGCCAAAGCCAGGUCUGAUCCCAAAGUUCUCUCUGCUCUCCUUGCCGGUGUCCUGCCCCUGCUCCUCCAAAUUCAGGCAUGUUCUUCCUUCCAGCCACCACUGAGUCCCCUCAGGCACUUCCUCCAGAGAGGACUUUCCAAGGUUGAAUCCCAACCCAGAACACCCAGAUGCAGUGGGGGCGGAUCCCUGCCAGGAACAGGACAGGGCACUUGGGAUCCUUGGUUUGCCAGCCCUCCGGGCCACUGCUUGUCCCCAGAACCGGCUAGCUGAGGAUGGACCCUGCAGCAGUGGGAAGGUGGAGUCCGCCCCCACGUCUCCGUGAGGACUUACACCAUGGGCCUGGAACAAAGUGUGGCCACAUGCGUUCUCCCAUCACGCAUCCCCUGAUUUUCUUUCUCUCCACCUGCCCCUCGCUGUAGUUAAUUUCAGUGCCUUACAAAUCCUAAGCUCAGAGAAAAGUUCAUUCCAAUUCCGUUCCAGAGGGAAUCUCCUUGGGCCCUUCCCCCACCCCGUGUUAGAAAGCUUGGUUGUUUAUGCAGCUCCAUCCCAAGAACUUCCCAGCCAUGGCUGAAAAUUUCCAAAUCCGAGAAGGCUUCUGGCACUGCCAGGGGUUGGGGAAGCUGGGAUUCAGGCAGCCAUGACCUCUGGGUUGCAGCUUCCUUGUCAAUUCCAUAAACAGACCAAACCUCCCCUGGGCCUCUCCAGCUGUCUCAGGCACCAUGGCUUAAACCCCCAUGGCAAGCUGGCGCUGAGAGUCAGGGAUGUAGCCUGGAUGACCAGGUGGACAUGUGGGAGCAUCACUCCUUCAGGGUCCUUCCUCUGGCCAGCUACCUUCCUCAUUUUCAGAAAGGCUCAUGGGAGAGCAGGUGCCAGAGCCCUCUUUGAGUCACACUUUGGCUAAAGGAUGCUCCCACUGUACCCCAGGCCUGGCACACUGCUGGGUAUGGUCCUGAGAGAGCUGACCCACUUGUGGCCCUCAGAAGAAAAAGACCCAACUUCCCCCAUUUGGCCUCUAGUUGGCAAUGUGUGUGAAAUGUGUCGACAGCCCUCAUAACGAGCCCACCCCACUCCCACCUUGUGCUUCCUUCUCGGUGCUAAACUUAUGAUUCUGCUUGCUGUGGAUGAAGGGUUAGCAUCAGCUAGGUGGGAUCCCAAUAGCUAAUGUGUCAUCAUCACUCUGCCAGUGGAUCCCCCAUCCCUAAGCCACCACCACUGUGGCCAGACAUGCUGGCAGCCUGUGUCGCCCUUAUUCCUGGAGCCCAAAUCCAGCUGUUUACAGAUUAUACCCAGAACCUGGACUUGGAAGGAAAGGUAUUUGGGAGUCACAGCAGCCUCAGGUUCAUGUGUUGCUCGAGGAAAGCCUCACCUGGCAAGAGAGGCCAGGUAUGGUGAGCAGCCAGUCCCUGGAUGGGGUUUAAGAUGGUGCCCGGGGAAGUUGGCCUCUCCCUGCAGAACCCUGUGUUUCUUGCCUGCAUGGAGAUUUUCUGUAAAGUCAGAAUGGUAGCCAGUUUCUCCAGCUGUAAGGUUGCAUCAUUGGCUGUUUGGGGAAGGGUGGGGUGGGUGUGGCAGCGUGUGGUGUGUGACUUCAUUUUUCUUUGGUCAGGGGAACCAAGGAGAAAGUCUUGAGUCUCUUCCCCAUCAGGCUCUUGCAGCUAAAGGCGCUGUGCUUAUUUAGCACCCAGGUCCCUUUGGCUGUUGGGCUGCUGCUUCUGUUACAAAUAAAAGUAUGGCCUGGAAA
Ochotona curzoniae (black-lipped pika) is the source of this 4016-nucleotide messenger RNA. It is a transcript of the gene DHCR24, whose product is annotated as 24-dehydrocholesterol reductase. Gene Ontology annotation, biological process: steroid metabolic process. Gene Ontology annotation, cellular component: membrane; cytoplasm. The transcript has 9 exons. Lineage: Eukaryota; Metazoa; Chordata; Mammalia; Lagomorpha; Ochotonidae. The record is from RefSeq and is a predicted model, not a curated record. Gene Ontology annotation, molecular function: Delta24(24-1) sterol reductase activity; FAD binding. The coding region runs from base 115 to 1665 and encodes 516 amino acids.